Molecule: messenger RNA, 963 nt
Organism: Clunio marinus
Lineage: Eukaryota; Metazoa; Arthropoda; Insecta; Diptera; Chironomidae
Source: the annotation of a GenBank genome assembly
AUGUUUGUUCUAAGAGUUAAUAGUUUUGUAUCAGUGAGUGCUCUGAAUAACCAAAGCUCAGAAUCAUGGUUGAAUAAGAUAUUAUCACGAAAAAUUUCACCUAACGAAGCUGCGAAAGAAUCCCACUCUAGAAUGCUUAGCGACAAAGAAAUCCUCUACGCUCUACACACUCAUAACGUUCGCGCUGAUUCGACUCAAAAUUAUCUUAAUAAUUAUAAAACUACUGUCGAGCUAAUUGAGUCGAAGAAGAAUUUAGCUUGUGAAUUGGUGGCAAGUUGGUCUGUCCAAGUAGGAGAUCAAGAUCAAUUCUUACAUUUAUGGCGAUAUACAGGGGGAUUCCAAAAAGUUGAUUUGGCUGAAGAAGAAUUGAAAAAAGAUCCUAAUUUCAUUAAAUUGUCAAUUGAAAGAGGCGGUUUGUUAAGAGCCAGACAUUUGCAAUAUUUGUUAGGCUUCAGUUACUGGCCAGUCAUGGAACCACGAACAGGAAAAAAUAUUUAUGAAAUGAGAUCGUAUCGCUUGAAACCUGGUACGAUGAUUGAAUGGGGUAACAAUUGGGCUCGAGCUAUCAAUUUUCGUCGCAACAACAAUGAGGCAUACGCGGGAUUUUUUUCUCAAAUUGGUAGAUUGUAUAAUGUUCAUCAUAUCUGGUGCUACUCGUCCUAUCAACAAAGAAAAGAGACUCGUGAAAAUGCAUGGAGGCAGCCAGGAUGGGAUGAAUGUGUAGCAUACACAGUUCCUCUUAUUCGAGAGAUGCAUUGCCGUAUUCUUAUUCCUACAGAAUUUUCUCCAACCAAAUAGAUAAUUAAAUGUUUUUUUUAAUUGCAAAUAUCCACAAAGAUUUAUUUUAGAUAUAUGUGUAUGUAAAGUAUCUCAAUUCUGUAUGAAUGUAAGAUUUAUCGUUUCGUGUCAUACAAAAUUUAAAGAAGUUGAAGAAAAUAAAAUUAUAGUAAACCGAUAAACAAA